CAACCAAGUUAAUUCCUUAAUAAAAUGGAAAAGAAUAAUGCAGCUGCAGAAAGGCUUAAAAGAAGCUUCCUUUCUGCCUCAACAAAAACCAGCUUAACCAGACACUCUACCUACUCUCUCUCUCUCUCUCUCUCUAGAACUUCUCUUGAGUUCAUUCACUUCUCUCACAAAGUUUGAUACUUUGAGGUAAAAAAUUGGUUGAAAAAACUUGAUGUCUAUGCCACUGGAGCAUGAUUACAUAGGCCUAACAGAGACUUCAUCUUCUCCAAUGGAAAGAAGCUCUGAGAAGAUUUCAUCUUCCACUUCCUCCGCCAUCAACCUCAAGGAGACUGAGCUCAGGCUUGGCCUGCCUGGGUCCCACUCUCCUGACAGAAAAAAACCAUCAGGGCUUGGACUUGGGGUCUCAAUUUUUGGGAAAGAUUUGGAGGAGAAUAACAAGCCAACUGGAUUUUCUCCAAACCCUCCAAAGAACCCUGUGUCAGGGGCAAAAAGGGGAUUCUCUGACGCCAUUGAUGGGUGUUCUGAGAAAUGGGCUUUUACCAUGACUAAUGGAUCUGAGGUUGAUGUGGGUAAAGCGGCUGUCUUGGGUUCUCCAUUAGCCAAGAAGGAGGUUUCUUCUGUUCCUCUGUCGCCAAAGCCAGCAGCUCAGUUGGAGAAGAAGAACACUCAGGCCUCUGAGCAUGCUGCUGCUUCUCCUUCUUGCAACAGGGCACAGGUGGUAGGAUGGCCCCCAAUUCGAUCAUUUCGGAAGAAUUCCAUGGCCUCUAAUCUGGCGAAAAACAACGAUGACGCUGCGGGCAAACAAGGGUCCGGGUGCCUUUAUGUGAAGGUUAGCAUGGACGGCGCUCCAUACCUGCGAAAAGUUGACCUUAAAACCUACAACAACUACACUGAACUUUCCAUGGCUCUGGAGAAGAUGUUUAGCUGCUUCAACAUUGGGCAGUGCAGUUCUAAUGGACUUCCAGAGCGAGAUGGUCUGAGUGCGAGUCGAUUGAUGGAUCUUCUCAAUGGUUCUGAAUUUGUUCUGACUUACGAGGACAAGGAUGAUGACUGGAUGCUUGUUGGCGAUGUUCCUUGGCAGAUGUUCACUGAGACCUGUAGGAGGCUGAGGAUCAUGAAAGGUUCUGAAGCAAUCGGACUAGCUCCAAGGGCCGCGGGGAAGUGCAAGAACCGCAACUAACAUGAACCGUACCAGCUGGAAAUAGCAUUCUCCAGAGCAUCAAAAUGGACUCAAAGUCGGGUGCUUGUUGCAGAGUCCUAAGUAUGUUUGAUAGAAUCCUAGUUUUUGUCUUUACGGACCGGAAAUUUUCCGAUUAGUUAGAAAGUUUUCGCUGGAGACGUCCAGAUUAUGUGUUUGCUGUUGCUGUUUUUCCCUCUUACAUGUACCACAUAUUCGAAUUACUGUGUAAAUGGUCUUUGCUGCUUGCAAAUCUCUUCCAGUUUCUUCUCUUAAGAACAAUUGUACGUAUAAGUUCCUCCAAUGAUUUUUGAAACCGAGGUUUUUUUU
Malus domestica (apple) is the source of this 1507-nucleotide messenger RNA. Its product is annotated as auxin-responsive protein IAA21-like. Gene Ontology annotation, cellular component: nucleus. Gene Ontology annotation, biological process: regulation of DNA-templated transcription. Lineage: Eukaryota; Viridiplantae; Streptophyta; Magnoliopsida; Rosales; Rosaceae. The record is from RefSeq and is a predicted model, not a curated record. Gene Ontology annotation, molecular function: protein binding.